AUGGUAUCACGAUCAACUCAAGGGCGUCAAGCCCCCAAAGCCGACUUGAUGUUUGUCAGCAUCACACGCCCAGACCAGAUCAAAGACCGAAACACCCAGAGAAAGAUCAACCGCCAUGUUAUGAAACCGAUAGGCAUGGCAAGGCGAAGGAAGCAAAAGAAUGAGAAAAUGGAGGUUGCUCUGAAAUCAGUGGAAACACCAUCGUCUACCGCUGUUGUGCCCUGGCAAGCAGACGACAACAUCGAGUUCGCUUCUCGGCUAUAUAUGCAGAGUAUUCCUUCACCAAUGAGCGCAGACCAGGAGCUCAACUAUCGACAUUUUUCUGGUCGUGCUCACAAGAUCAUCGCCUUUUUAGUACGUGAAUGGGACUCACCUGUCUGCUCAAUGAUGCGAGAGCUCUCCUUUACUCUCGCAAUGAUGGAAGACAGCGCAAUGCAUGUUGCUCUUGCGCUGACAUUGGUCUUUGCCCAAGAACAUAGGCAGCAUCUACUAGAGGAGAGCAACAGCUCCUUGGAUCACUACAACAAGUCAGUUGGUCUUAUCAACCAGCGCCUAACCACCAUUGGCAACCAGGUCUGUGAUGCGCUCGUCGGCGUCGUCAUCACCUUGGCAUGUUAUGAUAUAUGUAUCUUCAACCUCGACCGAUGGGUAAUCCACAUGCAGGGUUUAUGUGGCUCAAUGAUGCGCGAUUCACCAUCAUUUUUUGAACCCCUUGAAGACCCAUUACCACAGCAAGGGGCAUCGCGUGCUCCUGGUGCCAUCGCCAGCACACUGCAGAAGCGACUACCAGAUGACUCGGAUCUGUGCACCCUACUCGAGUCCAUGUCCGAAUUUGCAACCGCAGCCCGCGAGAAACUACAGUGGACUAAAGAUCCAAUGUUGAUGCAAGAACUGCAGCUUGUUGUGUCCAAGAUGCUGAGAUUGCCUCGACAUGAUUUUCUGGAUAUCCGCGACGAUGGUGUGGCUCUGCACGAGGUGCUACGCCUGGCUUCGCUCUUGUUCCUCUCGGGCCCCUCCACGAAGCUUGCAGGUAACAAGAAUGGCAACACGAUCCUCUGUUAUCAUCAAGGACGACUCCCGAUGUUGCUCAAAUCACAUAAACUCGAUUGGACAGGCCUGGAGGAUUUGGAGCUUUGGGUCUUGGUCAUAGAUGCGUUGGUCGAGACAGGCCAAGACCAAGAGUGGAUACUGGGUCAGAUCAACCGUACGAUGCUUGUGAGAAGGCUUAGCUGGGAUGAUGUUCUUGGGGCUGUGGCCCGAAUUGCUUGGUCUGAUGGCCUGUGGACUCGUACAGUAGAUCAGCUGCGUGUAGAGCUGGAACAGAUUUAG
Molecule: messenger RNA, 1329 nt
Organism: Fusarium vanettenii 77-13-4
Lineage: Eukaryota; Fungi; Ascomycota; Sordariomycetes; Hypocreales; Nectriaceae
Exons: 4
Coding region: 1-1329 (442 amino acids)
Source: RefSeq, a predicted model, not a curated record